AUGGCGUCUGAAAUACUAGGAAACGCUGCGGAGAAGGCCAAGGGCCUCGUGGGUGAGAAGACGGGCAAGAUGGCUCAACUCGCCGCCGUCACAAAGGAUGUCCACGACGACAAGUGGCGCAUCACCAGCGACUACGGUGUCAAGCAGAACAACACCGACGACUGGCUAAAGGUUGCAACGGACGACCAGACUGGCCCUUCGCUGUUGGAGGAUCAAUUCGCUCGUGAGAAGAUCCACCGCUUCGACCACGAACGUAUCCCCGAGCGCGUUGUCCACGCCCGUGGCUCAGGUGCCUUUGGUAAAUUCACUCUCUUUGAAUCGGCAGAAGACGUCACAUCUGCGGGUGUUUUGACGGAUACAUCGCGCGAAACCCCCGUCUUCCUACGAUUCUCGACUGUCCUGGGCAGCCGUGGCUCAGCUGACACCGUUCGCGAUGUACGUGGCUUUGCUGUCAAGUUCUACACAGAGGAGGGCAACUGGGAUAUCGUCGGAAACAACAUUCCUGUGUUUUUCAUCCAGGACUCGAUGAAGUUUCCUGACGUGAUCCACGCAGGCAAGCCAGAGCCUGACUGCGAGGUUCCCCAGGCCCAGACUGCUCACAACAACUUCUGGGACUUCACUUACUCUCAUUCAGAGGCUACGCAUAUGUUCAUGUGGGCCAUGUCAGAUCGCACGAUUCCCCGCUCGUAUCGUAUGAUGCAGGGUUUUGGCGUCAACACUUACACACUGAUGAACGCCAAGGGUGAGAGGCACUUUGUCAAGUUCCACUUUACACCCGAGCUUGGAGUACACAGCUUUGUGUGGGAUGAAGCCCUCAAGAUCGCCGGUCAAGACCCUGACUUCCACCGCAAGGAUCUGUGGAUGGCCAUUGAAAGUGGCGCCUACCCCAAGUGGAAGUUUGGUAUCCAGGUUCUCCCUGAAUCUAAGGAGCAUGACUUCGAUUUCGACAUCCUCGACGCCACCAAGAUUUGGCCCGAGGAAUUGGUUCCUAUCCGGUAUAUUGGUGAGCUUGAACUCAACCAAAACCCAGACGAGUUCUUCACCCAGACCGAGCAAGUCGCCUUCUGCACAAGCCACAUCGUCCCCGGUAUCGGCUUCAGUAACGACCCUCUCCUCCAGGGACGCAACUUCUCUUACCAGGACACUCAGCUCUCUCGUCUUGGCGUUAACUGGGAGGAAUUGCCCAUCAACAAGCCCGUCUGUCCUGUCAUGAACUUCAACCGCGACGGUGCUAUGCGACACACAAUCACCAAGGGUAAAGUCAACUACUGGCCUAACCGCUUCCAGACUGUGCCCCCUGCUACCGAGAAGGAGGGCGCUUACAUCGACUUCCCCGAGAAGACUGUAGGCAUCAAGGCUCGCAUGCAAAGCAAGAAGUUCAGGGAGCACAAGAACCAGGCUGAGCUCUUUUACAACUCCAUGUCGGAGAACGAAAAGAUGCACAUGAAGGAUGCUUUCGCCUUCGAACUUGACCACUGCGACGACCCUGUAGUCUACAAGCGUCUCUGUGAGCGCCUAUGCGAGAUCGAUCUUGAGCUUGCCCAGAGCGUUGCAGACAUGGUUGGUGCCGAUCAACCUACCCAGCAGACGCGCCCCAAGCACAACAAGAAGGCCAAGGGUCUCUCGCAGAUGGAAUUUAUGCCCCAGAAGCCCACCAUUGCCACCCGCAUGGUCGCCAUUCUCAUCGCCGAUGGCUACGACCAGGUUGCAUACAACGGCAUCAAGGCUGCUUUGACCGCGGCCGGAGCCCUUCCCUUCACCAUCUCGCCACGGAGAAACAAGAUCUACGCCGACGGCGAGGACCGCAGCGGCCCAGGCGUCGUAGCAGACCACCACCUCGAAGGCCAGCGAUCCACCAUGUACGACAGUGUCUUCGUACCCGGCGGCGCAAAGUCAAUUGAGACACUCAGCAAGAACGGACGUGCGGUACACUGGGUCCGUGAAGCAUUUGGUCACCUCAAGGCCAUUGGUGGAACCGGCGAGGCAGUCUCAUUCAUCAAGCAGGCCGUCGACCUUCACGGCAUGGAGUUCUCGGCUGCCGGUGACGUGGUCAACUCGUACGGUGUUGUGACUGCCAGCAAAGUCCAGCCCGAGAGCUUCAAGGAAGCUGUCAACAUGGCCAAGGAAGCAAUGGACUUCACUAGCGCGUACCUGUUUUCGAUUUCUCAGCACAAGAACUUUGAGCGUGAGACUGCGGGCUUGAACCAGAUGGUUGCGUACUAA
Molecule: messenger RNA, 2223 nt
Organism: Pyrenophora tritici-repentis Pt-1C-BFP
Lineage: Eukaryota; Fungi; Ascomycota; Dothideomycetes; Pleosporales; Pleosporaceae
Product: KatE, Catalase
Biological process (GO): response to oxidative stress; hydrogen peroxide catabolic process
Cellular component (GO): cytosol
Molecular function (GO): catalase activity; heme binding
Source: RefSeq, a predicted model, not a curated record